Molecule: messenger RNA, 1410 nt
Organism: Helianthus annuus (common sunflower)
Lineage: Eukaryota; Viridiplantae; Streptophyta; Magnoliopsida; Asterales; Asteraceae
Exons: 5
Coding region: 1-1410 (469 amino acids)
Molecular function (GO): zinc ion binding; nucleic acid binding
Source: RefSeq, a predicted model, not a curated record
AUGGCUGAGACAGGAAAGGAUACCGGAGCGUCAAGUGGACAAGUUGGUGGCGACUUGUGUUUGAAAGGCGUGCUUAGAAGUUUCACGAUGAUGGAAAGAAACGAUGAUGAUCCGGUGUCGACAAGCACCGAAGAAAUGAAAGAGUCAAUUGCCGAAGAAGUGGGGAAGGCAAUUGAGGGUAGUCUAUCCGGUUUCAUAGACAAAAUUCAAAACACGGUGUUAUCAUUAGUUGAAGAACGAGUUAAAAGGUUGAAAGAUAAUGUCAACCUUAUGAGAGAAAAAUCCGGAGAACGCAAGGGGUGUUCGUAUAAGGAGUUUACGGCGUGUAAGCCGCCAAUUUACAACGGGACCCACUGUGACGUGAGUGAUUUUGUUGCUUACGGAACUGGUCAAUUGAGGGGUCAAGCCAAGGAUUGGUGGGACAACAAAAAGAAGGAAAUAGGAGCCGAAGCGGCGACGGUCAUGACUUGGGACGAGUUUAAGGUGCCAUUCCUUAAACACCAUAGUCCCAAUGUGUUUAUCAACAGGAUCAAGGAAGAAUUCAUCCAGUUAAGACAAAGGGGUGAAACAAUUGAUAAAAUCACGGGCAUCUUUAUGGAUAAGUUGAGAUUCUGUGAUGAGCUAGUCACCACUGAAGAGCAGAAGAUAUAUUACUAUUACAACAUGCUGAGCGCUGAAUACCGAGAGUUCAUGACUCCCUCAAAGUAUGAAACCCUCACGGAAAUUAUCAACACCGCCCGGGAGCGAGAAAUCGAGUUGAAGAAACAAAUCGAGAGGGGGGAGCAAAGGGCACAGGAUGUGAAUCCAAGCCCUACAAAGAAGGCUCGAACGGCUGAAUCGGCAAAGAAAACGGAUGCAAAGGGUGGGUUGCCAAGUUGCAAAGUUUGUGGAAAAGGGCACAAGGGCGAGUGCUUUUUCAAAGAUAAACCAUGCCCCAUAUACGGGAAAACGGGGCACAUGACAUCUCUAUGUCUGGGUAAAGUCUCAGUUUGUUACAAUUGCUAUCAGCCCGGCCACAAAAAGUCUAAAUGCCCAGACUUAGUUGGAAAGAGAGACACUAAAGAAUCUCCAACAGAAGCUCCAAAGGCAAAGGCUAGGUCCUUCCAACUUACAGCAGCUGAAGCGAAAACAGAACCCGAUGUGGUCUCAGGCUGUAAAUUAAGUACCGAUGAUGAGGAGUACUUAAUAGAUCUAAUCCCGAUGUCGAUGGGAGAGUUUCAAGUAGUUGUUGGGAUGGAUUGGCUAUCUCGACACCAUGCAAAGGUUGCGUGUUUCCGUAAGGAGAUAAAGUUAACAUCUCCGAGCGGAAAAGGACCAACCAUAUCUAUCCCCCAUUGUUGGAACGACCAUGCCGUUGUUACAGGGACCAACUCAUUCUUUGGGCGCAUCGUUUUCGAAGCAUGUCUCUGA